This is a messenger RNA of Glycine soja, 880 nucleotides long. Its product is annotated as bet1-like protein At4g14600. The transcript has 3 exons. Lineage: Eukaryota; Viridiplantae; Streptophyta; Magnoliopsida; Fabales; Fabaceae. Bases 164 to 592 code for a protein of 142 amino acids. The record is from RefSeq and is a predicted model, not a curated record.
AAUUUGCAAUUAAUUGAAUGCGUUCACGAAACGUUGGCUUUCAAGUUGAAAUGAAAAUUGUGUGGAACUCAUUUUUCCCCAUUUUGUGAAAUUCAAUUCCAAGGGUUUCCAUUUUCCAUUUCAAUGUCUUCCCAUUCGCACAAAGGCACCUCCUUCUACGGCGAUGCCGCCCCUUAUCGAUCCAGGUUUGUUUGUUUUUUACUCUCUCUUUCCCUUUCUCUUGUUCAAUUCAAUUUCUUGCGUGAAUUGCAGAGAGGGGCUUAGCACUCGACCCGUUGCAUCCUCCGAUGAAAUCCAAUUGCACAUCGAUCCCGGCAUCGACUUCGACGACGAAAUCACCGGUCUUCGUGGCCAAGUUAAAAAAUUGAAAAAUGUUGCUGAAGAGAUAGGUUCAGAAGUCAAGUUUCAAAGAGAUUUUCUGGAACAAGUGCAAAUGGUAAUGAUACAAGCUCAAGCUGGGGUCAAGAAUAACUUAAGAAGAUUGAACAAGAGCAUCGUCAAAAAUGGUUCCAACAAUAUUGUUCAUGUGAUUGCUUUUGCAUUAGUCUGUUUCUUUAUAGUAUACUUCUGGUCAAAGAUGUCCAGAAAAUGAUGGCUCGUAGUUGAAAGAUUUUAUUCAAAGCUUUUUUCGGUUGACUCAUUAUGAUGCCUAAUCUUGUACAGAAAAGCUACACUUACUGUUGCAGUUUACAGUUAAAAAUUCUUCGACUUCAAAGUUAUGUGUCUUGGUCGAAGCAGUAGUUUUGUGUAAUAGACAGGAUAAUUGCUUGUUUAAUAGAUUGCAAAAGCCUCUUUUCUCUUAAAAAUAUCAUGUGAACGUCUGUAGUAGUUAAUAAAAUCCUUGAACUUUAUUCAGUAAAUGGCACCAUAGAUUAUCAUC